Molecule: messenger RNA, 6225 nt
Organism: Spirodela intermedia
Lineage: Eukaryota; Viridiplantae; Streptophyta; Magnoliopsida; Alismatales; Araceae
Source: the annotation of a GenBank genome assembly
AUGGGGGACGAAGAUAUUGGGUGCACAGGUAUGAGAAAGCGUUCGCUUCCCUUUGAUCUCCAUCUCACAGCUUACCGUCAUCAGUUGUUCCUCGAGCUAAUUUUAAUAUAUUCAAGGUUUCUGCGGGUGUGAUGGGAAGAGCUCGUGGCCGGAACUUGUUGGAGUCCCAGGGACUGAGGCCGUGACCAUAAUCAAGAAGGAGAACCCUCUAGUUAAGCCGAGAAUCGUUAAGGAGGGAUCGAGCGUCAUCCUCAACAUAGACUGUAACAGGGUCUGGGUUUGGGUGAACAAAGCAGGCUUCGUCACCACAACCCCGACGAUCGGAUAGCCAGUGAACAUGCCAGAAAACUACACGCUCGGACUCUGAAGUGAAGUCAAUAAGAAAGGCCUGAUCGUGUUACAAUAAACCAAGAUAUUUUUAAUGCGUAUUUUCAUUUCUUCGUGAACCCACUUAAUAAGAGAUAUACGGGAGCCUCAGGCUCCGCCUGGUGACAUCCCGGCUGAACCAGGCCCGGCUAAGGAAAAAAGAGGCAUAAUAACGCAGGGUCCAGAGAUUUCCCUACCGUUCAUAAAAGCAUACGAGAGUCAAGGAGGAGCUCUUUUGGUCCUACUCUUUUUUAACUCCACAGAAACGCACCAAUGAUAGUACGAUACAAAUUACUAAACGAAGCCCAUUUGCAGGACUUCUCUAAAUGUGGAUCUCGGAGUUUUCUCCAAAACCACUCGAAGAUAAUAUGAUGAAGACGUCUGAUCUGUAAUUUGUCUUCAAAUGCUUUUAGGACUUCCUUGAAAAAGAAUAGUCCUUCAGAGAAUUGAAGAAUCCACUACUUCUAGUCACGGCUACCAGACCCAGAGGGGAAACCCGAUAAAGACUAUGAAUUCGUUAGAGAUUCAUCACCUCUCCGCUUCUGAAUAUGUAUGCGAAAAUCACUGAUCAUGAGAAUCCGAAAGUCAAAGAAUGCUGAUGUUCCAUUACUUUAAUCACUGCCAACGAAUUUUCUCUACUCAGCCAAACCCUUUGAGAAACACAUCAUUCUUUCUCGAGCUCACGAACAAGUCUGGAGUCCACUGAUCGUAUAGGUACACAAGAAACUUUAUCAUUCCUUCCAUUUAUGGAGGACGUAGACAGUAGAACAACCUCCUUGUCUAUAACUGUCUCUAGUAAGCGAUUCUAAAAUUGAUAGUCAUCAUUCAGAUUGGAAAGCCUCAAUAAUUCUAAAACUUUAUCCCUAUUGGCAACAUUUCGACCAGCUCCCCAGCCAGUUGCAGUUGCAGCACCCACUACAUUUGCCAGAGCUAGCAUCUCGAUCUCCGGCAUAUUCUGCAGAUAACCAAAAGCAACUGCUACAGUAAAGUUGUCUCCACAACCAACCGUGUCGAGUCAUUGACCUGAUGAAUACAUUCCACACAGAAAAAGAGAUAAUGAUCAUUUUCAAUUAUACUUCGAACCAUUAACAGACGUAGCAACACAAACCUUAGUUACUAAAACUAAUCCUGGUGAGCCUAUUUUAAUGAUGACCCAGUUUGUACGAGCUGCUUGACUGAUCAAUUUUUGCCGAGUCAGAAUCGGACUUGGAAGCCCAGUCAGUGCUUCAGCCUAAUAUUUGACAUUUAUCACAAAGAGCAUUCAAAGAUAACUAACUCUCAAGUUAUAUCCAUCAAGGAUGUUAUUUACUGCGAAGUUGAUUUUAUCAAUCAAAAAUCAGAAAUGGGAACCGACCAUAAAAAAUCAUUCGCGUCUCCAUCGCAUGGUAAUUUUGACAUACAAUUACUCAUUAACAAUGGCGGGCAUUGAUUGCUGGGCAAGGUUUAGGAUUUAAAGUUGUAAUUCUGGCACACUAAAUCAAAUUUCUCUAGGAACAUCCAUAUAUUUGGGAACCUAGUUUCUAAAGCUCGACCAUUGAGGCUGAGAGCUUAAAUAAUCCACCAUCAAGUAUGUUUAUUUAAAAGAAAGCUUGCUUAGAAUCCCCCAAAAAAUUCCAUGAAUAUCGUGGUAAAUGCAAAAGGCUGGCCGAAAAAAUGGGAACGGGAAAAAAUGAAUAAAAGGAAUAAUUUCAUAAGGCGUCAUAUAAUGGACUUCCAACAAAUAAAUAAGAUCAGAUAUACUCUACUCUUGUCGAACCUUAAACAAAUUGGAAAACAUAACCAUGUUCCAUGAGUUGCUCUCCUGAAAUGGAAGUGAAAUUUUUCUUCUAUUCUUAUUUACUCAAUAUGAUGCAUCCUCCAGGAAUAUUGACGACCCUAAGUUGACCUUCUUGGACUUCAAAAUUUCAAGUACUCUCAGAAGAAGUUGAACAUGGCUGUUCCUAAACGAGUUUACUUUAGAAGUUAACUAUCAGAAGGCACAAAGAAAAACAAAAUAUUCAAUGGCUUCUAUGUCCACUUCGCGUAAGCACGGCCAGGCAUGUUCAAGCUGUUCAGUAGCUUCUUGACGUAACAAUUGGGAGUUACGAAUUAAACUCAAGUUACUAUGUUUUCGAUUAUCUAAUAAAUCAUUUCAUGAAGUACAUGUGAAAACUAUUUAGGCGGAGUGCCCUUGCCUAUUAUUACGAGAAAAAUGAAGGAAACCUCAGAAACAGAUGGAAAGCGAGGAAGCCGAGGAAGAAUGCGACAAAGAAACUAAAUAGGACGAAGAGGGAUCCACUGAAGAAACUUUUCUUUCGGUUCCAAAGAAAAACAAAUAUCUAAACAAAAUAACUGAAACAAACAAAAUCCUAGUGCAUUGAAAAGAAAAAAUAACAAAGGAUAAAUUCUUUUCUCAAGAGACACGAUAUAAGGACGGUACAUUUUUGCGAAGACUCUUAUCUUAAUCGGUAUCGAGAACAAGAACUUUGGAAAUUAGAAACUAAAGAGGAUAAAAAUCCUUUUUGGUUUGGAAAACCGCUCGUUACUUUUGUUUUCAAGGGCGUGCAUCAAUGGCGUAUUCAAGGGUUGCAACCUUUUACCGAUCGACACACCGUUUUCCUAUCUGGAGCAGAUCAGACCUAGCUUGGUACGUAGGCCAAGUCUACAAAGCGGCAUAAUAUUUUCUUAUCAAUUUAUUUCUCUUUGUACCUUUUGGCAAAUUCAAUAAAGUUGGCGCCCAAAAAUUACUUAUGUAUAUAAUUAAUUUCAAGACUAAAUAUGAUUUAAACUUCGUACCAUUCUAACUAAUAUUCAAGUGAAAAUCCCCCCUUGCAAGCACAAGAUUAGUGUCCCUCGUUAUCUGAUCUGGCUACCAUGGACCUCUCAAAGGAGACGACAUCAUCCCUAGGACCUUACUUCAUCCGUUGAUAUUGCAGUCCCCGUUAUCAACCAUAUCUCAACAUUCUCAUGUAAGGAAUAAUCGUUUUCGAACAGUGAAACUGUUUAAAGCAUGCUAAUUGUCGAAAGUCUACGUCAUCCUCAUGAAUAUGCUCGAGGAUUAAGCUGCACAGUCUUUUGGUAGAGCUUGUGGAAAGAGUGUGGGUAUGUUACGUGUUAAGGGAAGAGCUCAUGGCCUGAACUCGUCACAGAACCGGGGAACUCUCUCGUCGAGAGUAAGAGCCCUCUCGUUGACGCCAUUGCAGAAAGGUUGGCCUCAACCUUCGAGGACUUACCGCGGCGAUAGGGUGCGAUUGUGAGUUGACGAUUACGAUAUCGUCGCAAGAACGACAUAGAUCGGCUAGCGCAGUGAACUCUUCUCCUAACGGACAGACGGUAGCAGGAUAGAAACCAUUGUUGUUGACUAAAGGAGUGAGUCCAUUUGACUUCCUGGGCUAAUAAUGCCCAAAAAAAAUUCUCCGUCUCUGCACAUCAGUAUUCCAUAGAACUCAAUAAAAUUAAAAAUAAAUAAGCAUUAUGAUCGUUAAUCAUGCACUGGGUAAAAAGAUGUCUCUUUUUCGACAUGAACCUUACGAAAGUUGUUUAUAUUAGAAUACCAGAUAGAAGCCUCCUAACCCCAGGUUACCAAUCUUCUCCAUGAAAGGGAACAUUAUUCUGUAAAUCAAGUAUGUAAAAUUAAUACUUCAUUGAGAAUAAUAGAGAUUUCUACUUCAAAUUGACUUGUAGUAUCUUCUUGUUGAUAUCUGAAGACAAAGGCAUUACAGAGAGAUAUAUGCAGGCUAAGCUAAUAAACAGUCAUGAGGACUGUAACGUACUUGUAGUAAGAAGUGGAGUUUAGGUAUAAAAAAACUUAAAAGUCUCCAUGCGAUAGAUAUUCCUCCUUCUCCGUAAUUUUUCUUCAAAUUUGGGCCUUUCACAUAAUUCUGAUCUGCUGUGGCGGGCUGCUUUGUCCUCUACUAUAUUCCACAUGGGUGGACAUUUCUUAGUGGUCAUUGGGUGUAUUUCGUGUAAAUAUGCACGCGGGUGAAGAACCAACGUUUAUCCUAACACAUCAUCAUCGAGAAGAACAAAUGAGUAAAAUCUCUAUUUAAUGGAUAUGCACCUUAAUUCUACGUGAACCCCGUCGCGAUUGGCUCGUAUCCCUGAUAAGGCCCCCCGGAAAUAACUUAGUCGAAGAAAAGUUGCACCCUCGUCGUCAACAUCCGGGAUAGGACAGCCUGGCCGGAUAGAUCGCCGUGUGGAAUUUUCCGGGAAUUCGUACUUAGUCAACUCUUGCGGCGUGGACCUGAUUAAUAUCAACAUUAAUCUCGACCAUCUACCUCCUUAAUUCUUUGACCAUCUCCUUAUUCUUUGACCAGCUAAAUGAAGUUCCCAUCUUUUGUCACUUAAAAUUCCGCGGCAACAUGACCCGGGAGGUGCCUCCACGGAUCAAUUCAUUUCAACUCUCCCCGGAUUUAUAAUAAAUACUGCAAAAACUCUCACGUCCCCCCCCCCCUCCCCCCUCAUAUAUCACCUGCCCUGAUGCUGCAUGCGAAAGGCAGGGGAUAGUUGAGGACGUAGUGUUGGAUACAAAUUUACGAGGAAACGUUUUCUUUCCCUUCAUCUCUCUCUCACACCUCACCAUCGCUAGUUGUUCCUCGAGCUAAUUUUAAUAUAUUCAGGGUUUCAGCGGAUGCGAAUUCUCUGAUUCGUGAGCUAUCACCACCACUAUAGAAAUACCUGCUCUUGCAGAGACGAAACGAAAAAUGGAGAACUGCCAACGUAACGAACGUAUUGCUCUUUGAUUCAACGUAACUAUUACCUGGAGUCCGCUUCAUUAUUUUCCCUUAGAAGGUUGUAGUGCUUCUAUUCAUUUUUUUUCGAACACAACGUUAUGAGUCUGAGCUCAACCACGUCAACUUCACGGGUCAUCAGAUAUGUCAUGUCUUUCCUGAAAUAGCUCUCUCUAUGAGUGCUUAUCGUUUUGUGUGGCGUGUCUCAACUGCUAAUCUACUGAGAAGAACAAAUUGAGAAUUUCUAAUAAUGACAUUAUCUGAACUAUAAAUUUCCUUUAUCUAUGUGCUCUUAGAACCCACCGAUCAGGCAUCAUCAUCCGCCACAUAUGGUAAAAUCUCUAUUUAAUGGAUGUUCACCUUAAUUCUAAGUAAACCCCCUCGCGAUUGGCUCGUACCCCCUGAUAAGGACCUCCGGAAAUAACUACGUCGAAGAAAAAGUUGCACCGUCGGCGUCAAGAUCUUGGAUAGGAUAGCCUGAUCGCCGUGUGGAAUCUUGCGGGAAUUCGCACUUAGACAAUUCUUGCGAGGCGGCGACCUGAUUAACUUCAACAUCGACGUCAGUCGUCUAUCUCCUUAUUGUUUGACCACUUCCUUCCUCUUUCACCAUCGCAAUGAAGUUCCAACCUUUUCUGACUUAAAAUCCGCGGCCACAUGACCCGGGAGGGGCCUCACCUCUGAUCAAUUUGUUUCAACUCUCCACAGAUUUAUAAUACAUACUGCAAGAAUGUAAUGUACACACCACCCCCCCCCCCCCCCCCCCCAACACACACACACCUUCCCUCACCUCCCCUGGUGCUGCUUACGAAAAGCAGACGACAAUGGGGGACGUAGAUAUCGGGUGCACAGGUAUGAGAAAGCGUUUGCUUCCCCUUCAUCUCCCCCUCAGACCUGAGCGUCACUAGUUGUUGUUCGAGCUAAUUUUAAUAUAUUCAAGCAUUACUUGGCGCGUGAAGGGAAGAGCUCGUGGCCGGAGCUGGUCGGAGCCCUAGGGACCGUGGCCGUGACCAUAAUCGAGAGCGAGAACCCUCGAGUUGACGCAGUAAUCGUACCGGAGGGGGCGGCCGUCAUCCUCAACUUCGACUGUAACAGGGUCUGGGUUUGGGUGAACAAGGCAGGCAAGGUCAUCAAAAUCCCGAUAAUCGGAUAA